GCCGAUCGCGCCUCGUCCCGAUGGCAAUCUAGCAUAAUCCCGUGGCCAUAGUGUGUUGGUGGUCGUGAUCCUGUGCGCAUCGUUCUCUCGCGAAUAGUGCGAUAGGGCAGUACUAGGCUACUUCGUGCUGUCGGUGGCGACGGCGGUGGCGGAGUUGGUGUCAGUGUUGGCGCAACGAGAACAACCCCGUAAGAACGCUGUGGUGUGCAUCGGAUACUCAAUUAUGUUACGGGGGCGGUCGCGCGCGCCGCUUCUUCAUUGAAUUCGCGACCGAGCAACCACCAUCACCAAUACUAGCAAAGAGAGCGCCGCGUCGGGAUUCGCGGCACGAGAGGAACAAAAAGGACACACACGUACUCAUACUUAGGAAGAGAGAGAGAGAGAGAAGUAGAGAGAAAAUCUGUGUGCUUGGAUUGUCGACAGGGAUUAUCGCGAUAGUUUCCCUCGGACGUGCGAGGAUUCGUUAGUCCGUUCAAGUCGAACCGUCUCUCUGCCCGUCAAUCCAUCUUUCUCUCCCUCGUUCGUCGUCUCCCUCCCUCUCUCUCGUCCAUUGUAGUUGCGUUGUCAGCGCUCUUCCUCUCACCCUUUAAUCCUCCGAAGCACAUAUAUCCUUGUCUCCUUUCAGCAACGCGCUUCGCCCGCCGGGUCGGGAGAAAAGGGUGCUACUCCCUCCCCUGAGAGAGUGAGAGAGAGAGAGAGAGAGGGGGUAACGAGAAAGAGCGGAUAGACAGAGGUACCGGGAGGAAGAGAGACGCUGUCUCGCACGCGUCAUUAAAUGUACGCUGUCGCGUGGAGGAAACCACCCGUCGUUCACGUCGUCUUCGGUCCUCUCCACGUUGUCGAGAGCACGCCAGUACUCGCCCCUUCCCCUCCCUCUUCUUCCCUCCGCAUAUAAGGUCUCGAUCGUCGGCCGUUCCCGAUACGUAAAUGAGUAGUGCUUGCUGGGCUUAGGGAAAGAAGGAAGAAAGAUAAAUAAAAAGAAUAAGUGUCCCGGUGUCAAUGUGCACGCGGCGCCGCACGCUUAUCACAACAGCAUCGGCAGCAGCAUCGUCGGGACGACGGCAUUUCUGAAGACACCUUUACUCGAUACCGGAAAAAAUUCGGCACGAUGAAGAGCAGUGCUCUGAUGAAGAAGGAGAGCAAGAUGCGCAUACGUGCUUUUCCGACAACUAUGGAUGAGAAGUAUGUCGAGAGUAUUUGGACCUUACUGAAAAGUGCUAUCCAGGAGAUACAGAAGAAAAACAAUUCUGGCCUCAGUUUUGAAGAACUUUAUCGCAAUGCAUAUACAAUGGUUCUUCACAAGUACGGUGAACGUUUGUACACAGGAUUAAAGGAAGUCGUGACACAUCAUCUUGAGAACAAAGUGCGAGAAGAUGUUCUUCGGUCCCUACAUAAUAACUUUCUACAAACGUUAAAUCUCGCGUGGAACGAUCAUCAGACAUCAAUGGUGAUGAUCAGGGACAUAUUAAUGUACAUGGACAGAGUGUAUGUUCAACAGAAUGAUGUUGAUAACGUGUAUAACCUUGGACUAAUUAUUUUUCGAGAUCAGGUGGUCAGAUAUGGAUGUGUGAGAGAUCAUUUACGAGAAACGUUAUUAGGUAUGGUCGCAAGGGAAAGAAAAGGAGAAGUUGUAGAUCGUAGCGCUAUAAAAAAUGCCUGCCAAAUGUUGAUGUUACUUGGAAUUAACAGUCGUCAAGUUUACGAAGAAGAUUUUGAAAGGCCUUUUUUACAACAAAGUGCUGAAUUUUAUAGAAUGGAAUCUCAAAAAUUUCUGGCAGAAAAUAGCGCGUCGGUAUACAUAAAAAAGGUCGAAGCUAGAAUCUGCGAAGAAUCCGAAAGAGCGAAACACUAUUUAGAUGAAUCCACUGAGCCACGAAUAGUGGAAGUCGUAGAAGAAGAAUUAAUCAAAAUACACAUGAAAACCAUUGUUGAGAUGGAAAACAGUGGUGUAGUGCAUAUGCUCAAAAAUCAGAAAACUGAGGACCUCGGUUGUAUGUAUAAACUAUUUGCGAGAGUGUCGGACGGAUUACGUACCGUAUGCGAUUGUGUAUCUCAGUUUCUCAAGGAACAAGGUCGCGCCUUGGUGCAGGAAGAGCACGAAUCAACAAACGCCGUUUCUUAUGUCCAGAACUUGUUAGACUUAAAGGAUCGCUUCGAUCAUUUUCUACAUUAUUCUUUCAAUAAUGAUAAAAAUUACAAACAGAUGAUAGCGUCAGACUUCGAAUACUUCCUUAACUUAAACCCUAAAAGCCCGGAGUACCUUUCACUCUUUAUCGAUGACAAGCUGAAGAAGGGCGUCAAAGGAAUGACAGAACAGGAGAUAGAAGGGAUUCUAGAUAAAACUAUGGUCUUAUUCCGCUUUUUACAAGAGAAAGAUGUAUUUGAACGGUACUAUAAGCAACACUUAGCCAAGCGGUUAUUGUUGAACAAGUCUGUUUCAGAUGACAGUGAAAAGAAUAUGAUAUCCAAACUUAAGACUGAAUGCGGAUGUCAGUUCACGUCAAAGUUGGAAGGCAUGUUCAAGGAUAUUACAGUCAGCAACACUAUCAUGGAUGAAUUCAAGGAUCAUGUUCUUACGUCUGGCACGAAUCUACACGGUGUGGAAAUAAGCGUACGCGUACUCACAACUGGCUUCUGGCCGACGCAAUCGGCCACGCCGAAAACUAGCAUACCCACCGCACCACGUGAUGCCUUCGAUGCCUUUCGGCGCUUCUAUCUUGCUAAGCAUAGCGGUCGGCAAUUAACGUUACAACCACAAUUAGGUUCCGCAGACUUGAAUGCGAUAUUUUAUGGACCACGCAGAGAAGAGAGCACUUGCGGUGGUUUGGAUACUCCGUCGUCUUCAAGUUCCCUCGGAAAUGGUAGCAACGCGAGUGGCAGCUUGCUGAGUCAGAGAAGCAGUACGUGUAGUCCACGAAAACACAUAAUUCAAGUUUCCACCUUCCAAAUGUGCGUGUUAAUGCUCUUCAACAAGAGAGAGAGGCUAACAUAUGAGGAAAUUCAAGGUGAAACCGAUAUUCCAGAGAGGGACUUGGUCAGAGCAUUGCAGUCUCUCGCCAUGGGUAAAGCUACGCAAAGAAUCUUACUCAAACACCCUCGUACCAAGGAGAUCGAGUCCUCGCAUUAUUUCUGCGUGAACGACAGUUUUAGCAGUAAAUUACACAGAGUGAAGAUCCAGACUGUAGCAGCGAAAGGAGAAUCUGAGCCUGAGAGAAGAGAGACGCGCAAUAAAGUCGACGAAGACAGGAAACACGAAAUAGAAGCAGCCAUUGUACGGAUUAUGAAAGCCCGAAAGCGCAUGCCUCACAACAUACUUGUGACAGAAGUAACAGAGCAACUAAGAGGUCGAUUUUUGCCUUCGCCUGUAAUAAUUAAGAAACGUAUCGAAGGUUUAAUUGAACGAGAGUAUUUGGCUCGAACACCGGAAGAUCGAAAGGUGUAUACGUACGUUGCUUAAUGCUGAAUUCAAAUAUUGGAUGUGUACAAACAUGUAAGUAAUUUGUAAUAAUAUAUACAUCCUCUGAUAUAUCUCAUAUAAUGAUUCUUCAUAUUUUAUUCACCGAUUCGCGUCAUCGUUAUUGUAUUUCCAUUACAACAUUCAUUAUUUUCUAUUGUCGCUAUUGUUAUCUUCGUUAUUAUUUCACUUCCUGUUUGUGAAUGAGAUUAUGUGCAAGGGAUGUUCCAUACCAACGAGGAAACAAUAUUUCCGGAGAACGUUCCGAUAUAUGAUAACCAUCGACCUUUGCAGCCCAAAUUCAUAACCCGUAAUGUUCUUUGCAGGAAUAUACGAUUGGAAAAGUAAUUGAAAAUGAUAGAGCGUCAACGAUAUCACGAAUAUAGUUUAAUCUUUAUUUUGCCGUAACUGUCAUACAAUAAACAUACACAAACACACACACUCAAUAAACACAAAGAUUAAAGGCUGGAAAGAAAAGGGCGCGUCAUUUUGUUAUCGAACGCUGAAAUCUGUGAGAAAGGUGCUUGAUUACAACGUAUGCAUUAUUUUGCAUGGUCGCAAGUAAAUUUGAUCAUCCGAAAUUAAAAUUUAUCUUAUUAUAUUCCGUAUUUUAUUCGUGCACACUAAAUUGUAACAUAGUACGAGCGAAACACACUCCGCCGUACUUGUUGUGACGGAACAUCCCUGUGAUUGGAAUGAGUAGUAAGAUAUUAUUCUGAUAAUUGAUUAGUUUGGUGGAAAAGGUCGGUAGAUGCGUCGCGCAGAUAAUGAUGAUACGCACUUAGAUUUAUAUUUGGGGACGCGCAUAUCUCUUUCUUUCUGAAUAUUGGAUAGUCGUUCUGCUCCCCCCUCCCCCCCCCCCACACUUUUCCCACGUUUCGAACAUUCGCAUUUGUUUAAUUGCAAUAGAAAAUAACAAUAUGAGCACUCAAUAUAAUAAAUAUGUAUUCUAAAUUAGAUAGACCUUAGUUAACAUGCGUUUCUAACGAUGCAAAAUAUCGUUAAGUUACUGAAGAACUCGAUGAGAUCCGCAUUGAUAAUACCGCAAUUAGGAACUUUUUUACACUUAUAAGACUGUGAUUGUCUACGGUAACAUAAAUACUAUCCGAAUAUAUCGUGAAAUUAGGAAAGAAAUGGUAUUUACAUAUAGUUUUAUUUACGUUGAUGUCUACCGAUUAUACAUGUAAAUAAGCGAUGUGAAUGUAUUACUAAGAAUAUACUUGUCUCAUUUCCAACAUAUCGAGAUUAUUUUCAACGACUUCACACUCUCUAUAUACCCCUAAAUUUAUAUUUACUUCCCAAUGAAACGUAAAAAGCAGACUUUCAAUUUUAUCUUAAAUAGCUCUAUUAUUUUGAGCGUAUAUAUAUAUAUGUGUAUUAGUUCGUUAGGAUAUGCUUGCUCUGUAUAUUGUAUUUAUUUCAAAUCUGUUUCGAUCGUUUAUAAUAAUUAAAAAUAUAUCACAGAUGCUAUUACAUAUCUUUCUCGCUCUCUUUCUCAUGUGCUGUGAUGAACACUCAAUAGCUUCCACCUCUUCCACCCAGCUUUUCAAUUAUUGUUUUCAUACGGCUUAAUAAUCGAUCGUUGACUUGGAAAAACAUGGAAUAUUUAUUAUAGUAUACCAAAAGUGGGGAUCUACGAAUCUGUAAGAGAUGCAGAAUUUGUUAACGGGAUAAAAUAUGCGUAUGAGCUUAAAUAAAGAACGGAGAACUUAAUAAAGUGCUGAAGUUCAAUUUGAACACGUAUUAUGCGGGCUCACGUUGCGUAGAGCAAGAAAAGCGAAACGAGCGACGUCGUAUUUUUAUUUUCAUUUAUAAUCUCUUUAUUUAUUAAUAUAGAAGUUUUAAUAUUUAAACGAAGGUUUUAUCCUUUCUUACACGAGAAACUAAAUAAAAAUCAAAUCCUAUAA
Molecule: messenger RNA, 5361 nt
Organism: Dinoponera quadriceps
Lineage: Eukaryota; Metazoa; Arthropoda; Insecta; Hymenoptera; Formicidae
Gene: Cul3
Product: cullin-3
Exons: 13
Coding region: 1109-3457 (782 amino acids)
Biological process (GO): ubiquitin-dependent protein catabolic process; protein ubiquitination
Cellular component (GO): Cul3-RING ubiquitin ligase complex
Molecular function (GO): ubiquitin protein ligase binding
Source: RefSeq, a predicted model, not a curated record